This is a messenger RNA of Papaver somniferum (opium poppy), 2242 nucleotides long. RefSeq lists its product as uncharacterized. The transcript is spliced from 11 exons. The record is from RefSeq and is a predicted model, not a curated record. NCBI's taxonomy places the organism in Eukaryota, Viridiplantae, Streptophyta, Magnoliopsida, Ranunculales, Papaveraceae. The coding region runs from base 317 to 2068 and encodes 583 amino acids.
CCUUCUUAUAUCUGCCUGAGCUAAUUUCUGGUCGAAAACAACCCUUGCCUACUACUAGCUAUCGCCCAAUUCCUUGAUAACCCACAUAGGAGUGGUAAAACCUCUUCCCCUCUCUCUUCUCUCCCUCCAAGCCCUAAUCUUUACCCUUUCAAACUAAAUUGUAUCUGUAGAUUUUCGAGAUUGGUUUCUAGAAUUAGGGUUUUAAUACAAAACCUAGGUGUUGUUUUUUCCCCUUAAAUUUCCUUCGGUGUUGUUUUUUCCCCUUAAAUUUCCUUCGGUGUUGUUUGAAGUCAGGAGUGUAUUGAUUGUGAAAUUCAUGGGGGGAGGUGAUUAUCAUAAAAGUAAACGGCGGAAAAGUAAAAAGAAGUAUUCAGAAGAUACAAGUACCUCUGAUGAAUCCUCUGAAUCAUCAUCAGCUAUGAGUUCUGAUAGUGAAGAUACUCAGGAAAGGAGGAGAUCCAGACGUAGACAUAGAGAUGACAAACAUAAGAAGAGGUCUGGAAGGGAGAAAGAAAGAGGCCAAAAGCAUAGAAGAAAAAGUAAACAUAGAAAAGAUGACAAGAGGAAAGAAGAGAAAAGGAGGAAAAAAAGGGUUAGUGAUAAUGACUCUAGUUCAUCAGGUGAGGAUUUGCUAAUAUCUCCCAAGAACCCAGAGGUCAUCCUUGGCAAUAUGUUAACUGAAUUCCCAGACAUGCUUGGUGAUUUGAAACGGCUUUUGCAAAUGAUUGAUGAUGGACAAGCUGUUGAUACAAGGGGAAUACCUGAUAAAUCUUUGAUGAAAAUUUUGAGGAAGUUGUUUUUAAGUUUGAAUCUCAAAGAAAAUGAUACUGGUGUUUUCUUCCUGCCUCCGAAGAUUUGUCCCACUUUAGAAGUUCUUGGGCCAUUUAUUUCUUCACAUCUAAGUCUUAAAGGCGAAGAAGUUAUGCCUUCUGAAUUACCUGGUCAACAGGCAACUGAUGACGCUAAAGAGUCUCAAGCGGCAGAGUUAUCUCCCAAGGAUGAGUCUACUGGUCCAAGGAGAAGAAUGAUGGGUCCUGAAAUGCCAUCUGCGGAGCUAUUAGCUGCUGCAGCCAGACUAACAGAAGCUGAAGCUGAGCUGAGGAAUGCUGAGACUGAAGCUGAUGAUGAUGGUUUAUUUGUAGGUCCUCCGCCACCUGCCUUGGUUGCUGAAGCUGCAUCAGCAAAUGAGGCUGAACGCUUUGAAGAGGUCACAAGAAUCAUGGGAGCUAAAGUUGAUUCUGCAUAUGAUGUUCUCGGAGUGAACCAUAAUAUGUCCGGUGUUAACAUUAAGAAAAGGUAUUGGAAGAUUUCUCUUAUGGUACAUCCUGACAAAUGUACUCAUCCUCAGGCCAAUGAGGCAUUCAUCAGGCUGAAUAAAGCUUUUAAAGAUUUACAGGAUCCAGUGAAGCGGAAAGCAACUGAUGAUAAAAUUAAGGAGGAAGAGGAGAAGGAGAAGUUUAAGGCUGAGUUAAAAGUAUUGCGCGAGGCUGCACAAUGGAGAAAGUUGCAAGGUAUAUCUCUUGCCGGUGAUGAUGAGCUUCUGGAAGAAGUAAAAUUGCCACCAAAAAGAGAUGACUGGAUGACUACUCUUCCUCCUGAAAGGAAAGCACCUACAGCUGCAACUAUGCAGUCAACAACAUCUUUUAGUAGGAAUGCUAGAGAAGGACGUGGUGAUACUAGCGCUUGGACAGAUACUCCUUCGGACAAGGCCCAGAAAGCAAAACUGAAUUAUUUAGAGGCUUAUGAUCAGGCUACUGCACUUGCUGCCAAUGAGGACAAGAAGCGAACAACUCCAGAUGCUGAAUUAGUCGAUCUUUAUAACCAAGCCAAACGUUCAAAAUCAUUGGUGCAGAAGCACCAGGAAGAGGCUACUGGCAGUCGUUUGAAAAAGAAAUCGAAAGAGCGGCCAAAAAAAGGAGAAUGGGAAGGACAACACCCUUGGAAGCCUUGGGAUCGAGAAACAGACUUGACAGCAGGACGACAGAAAGUGAACUUGGACGGGAAGAACAUGACAGAGGGAUUGACUUCCCGGUUUUCUUCAGGAACCGUGCAAAGAAACUUUUUGUAGGAUUCGUUCGUAAUCAUUCAAUCACUUGACGCUUUAUUUUUUUGUUUAGUGUAGUAUGGUUUCGUGUAUUUUCUUUCUUUCUCUUUAAAUGAACUUUUCAUGUAUUAGUGAAUUGUACACCUACAGGAUCACAGAAAAUUCUCAUAGCAAACAAAUGAACAAUGCUUAAAUUUC